Ambispora gerdemannii is the source of this 1350-nucleotide messenger RNA. Lineage: Eukaryota; Fungi; Glomeromycota; Glomeromycetes; Archaeosporales; Ambisporaceae. The record is from the annotation of a GenBank genome assembly.
AUGUCCGCGUCAUAUAUGGCGGACGCGGACAUGUUGGGACAUUGUCCAAUGUCCGCGUCCGUCAUGUGUCCGUGCAUUAGAUUGUCAUCGGACAGUGUCCAUGUGAUUUGCGCCAGACACAGACAUAUUAGGGACAUUGUCCAACGUCCGUGUCCGCGGAUAAUCCAGCAUCUAAAAAAAUGUGUACAUUUCACGGAAAAAACGACACCAGAACAAAAGGAGGAAAUUUUCGGUCUAUCUAAGAACUCUGAAGCUUCCCAAACAAGGGAAAAACGACCAGUUCCAUCUAAUUCGUCAUAUGAUGCCACAUCCACAUCCUCAAGAUCUUCAGCCCGGAAGGUUAUUAUACGAUCGUCUUCCUAUGGACUCGACAAUUAUAUUGUUAGGUCCUUAUCACACCACGACAGGGAAAAAUUUAAAGUUCUCUUACUAAGAUUAACAGUAUCGUGUGGAUGGGCCUUACAUUGGGUUAAUACGCCUGAGGCAAAAGAAUUGUUUGAAUUUUUGAAUCCCCACCUUAAACUUCCCGAUCGUCGAGCUCUUGGCGGACAAAUUUUGGAGACAGCCGUUUCCCAAGAAGAUAAAGCAAUGCGGGAAGCACUUCGUGAAGAUCCAAUCGGUGUGACUCUGACGUUUGAUGGGUGGACAAAUGUGAAAAAUGAACAAUUAUUAGGGGUAAUGAUUAUUACUUCAGAAGGACGACCAUACGUGUGGAAAGCGACGGACAUUAGUACGGAAAGAGAAUCUCACGUGGAGGUAAUGGAAAAAACAAAAGCCAUGAUCGAUGAGCUAAAAAAUAUGGACGUACAGGUCUCCGCGGUUGUAACAGAUAGUGCCGGUCCUUAUGCAGCAUCCAGAUUAAGACUAACCCACAGAAAUAUUGUAUUCUUACCGUGUUUUGCCCACCAACUCAACCUAUGCGUCGGAGAAGUAUUCAAAGAAUCGACAGAUUUGAAAACUACAAUGAAUCAAGCAAUUCGGUUAGCUUCUUAUUUUAGGAAUGCGAAUAACAAAUACUUCAUCGCAAAACUACGGGACCAACAAAAAAUAACAUAUGAAAGGUAUUAUGGAAUAGCGGUUCCGGCAGAGACUCGGUGGAAUAGCUACUAUACGGUAACAACAAGUUUAUUGCGAACUCAACAAGCCUUGCAGAUUCUGGCGAUUAAUUUUCAACCCCCACAUACCCAAAGUCAACGACGAACUGGAGAGAACUUAACCAUUCAUCGUGAAAUCUUUGAAAUUAUCGACUCGGACGCAUUUUGGACAAAUUUGACGACAAUCACGGAAAUUUUGUAUCCCUAUUGCAAAAUGUUGAACAUUUUGCAACGCGACAAUGCAAGAUUAGUACAA